Molecule: messenger RNA, 1502 nt
Organism: Fukomys damarensis (Damara mole-rat)
Lineage: Eukaryota; Metazoa; Chordata; Mammalia; Rodentia; Bathyergidae
Product: doublesex- and mab-3-related transcription factor C1
Exons: 7
Coding region: 502-1077 (191 amino acids)
Source: RefSeq, a predicted model, not a curated record
UUCAGUAGGUAAAUCACAGCACAGUAGCACAUAGCUGACUCACACACGUGUGAACACAACGUAUUGCACACUAUUUUAUUGUGGAGGCUAGACUGAGAGGCUUCCCUAGGGAGCAUAAAGCUCUCUUUCACUUCAGGAACAAUGUGGCGGGCCUUGUGAAGUGAGCGCAAGACACCACUAGGGGGCGAAAGAGUGCGACUGCAGCGAAGUGAGCCCAGGACAGCACCAGGAGGCGAAAGAGUAGGACUGCAGGUGUGGGCGUGUCCAUCGAUGUCAAGGCUCUUUGGUCUUCAGCCACCCAAUGAGCGGAGCGGGUCUGGGAGUGGGUGGGGGUUAAGAGGAAGCGCUGGCAGCUGGUUGGCCUUUGUAGAAAGGCGGGAAAAGCAGAGCGGAAGGUGAAAAAGACCCGAACAGCGCAGGGCCUUGCCCGCUCUGAGUGCCUUGAAGAGGGAGCAGAGGGCACAGCUAAGGAAGCACCUGGCUCAAAGCCUGAUAAGGCCUAUGGCUGACAUCCCCAUAUCUCACACACCCAUGAAGAAGUUGGCCGUGGACACAGAAGUCCUCACUGAGAAGGAAAACGCUGUGCCCCAGCCUGAGGCCUGCCCCUGUGCAGCCCCCCAGGAGGAGAGCCCUAAGGGGCCUCUGCUGCUCCACUGGCCCCUAGGGCCUUCGUCUCUGCCCUGUACUCCAACCACCCCAGAGCAGCAACUGGCAGUUUCUCUUUCUGGGGAGUCCCAAGGGCACCCUGCCCUGCCCAGCAUGUGCUCGAGUGUGAUCCUGGAUCCUUGUGCCACCCCUGACCCUCUUGAACUGCAGCCACAGUUGCCCGAUGCCUCAGCGGAGGCUUCGGUUUCUGCCUUCUUAGAAUGGGAGAGGAAACUGGAGGCAGCCAAGGCUCUGCUGGCUCUGAAGAACUCUUCUUCGGCCCCUCCUCCUGAUGCCUUGCCCCUACACCAGCCCUGCAGCCCACUGGCACCGGAGACAGAGGAGUCCAGCUUCCCAGCCCCUCCCUACGACCCAGCAGAGCGAACUCCACUCGAGUGGCUGUUGGACAUAUGCGCUGCAUUGUUCCCUUGACAUAAGAGCCCAGAGGAAGAGCCCUCACUAGAGCACUGCCAACUUGGUGUCCUGUUUCUGAAUAAAUGGUUAAUGUUCAAAGUGCUUAACACCCUUUUUUAAGCUUCCAGAUGUUUUAUAAGUUUUUGGACCCUUUUUGGACCCAUAAAUAUGCCGUGGGGCACUUCUUUCGAGGGAGGCUGAACACCCUUGUUCCUUCGUUCCUUAAUUCUUUAGAUGCCGGGCCUUUUGGGUAUCUGACAAAAACAGGAUUGUGCAACCUAGGAUAACCGGUCUCUCAAUGGGGUUCUGAGAAGUUUUGUUUGUCCUGUGAUUUUGCACGUAUGCUACGUGCACACAUAGACCCAUCUCUGCGUGCAUGUGGAAACAGGGGGAUGUUUUCGCUUUGUGCCUGGGUUUGUGAACAAACAAUAAACCGUUCUUGU